Molecule: messenger RNA, 6148 nt
Organism: Girardinichthys multiradiatus
Lineage: Eukaryota; Metazoa; Chordata; Actinopteri; Cyprinodontiformes; Goodeidae
Gene: tasorb
Product: transcription activation suppressor b
Exons: 23
Coding region: 133-5622 (1829 amino acids)
Biological process (GO): protein localization to heterochromatin; negative regulation of gene expression, epigenetic
Cellular component (GO): heterochromatin; nucleoplasm
Molecular function (GO): chromatin binding
Source: RefSeq, a predicted model, not a curated record
UUUGCAGUGGUAGAGAAGAACGUGAACGUCAUUUUUACAAUGGCGGAGGCUGGGUGAAGAGGAGAGUGUGUGGAAAGCGACGUCGUAAUCGUCAGAGCUACAAAGACUUUACCGAGCGUAAGGUGCCCCAAAAUGGCCCUGAACCCCAAGGCUGCGGGAAAAGGGGACUCAGAAUGCGCAGAGACAGGCGAGCCGCUCUCGGAGGGCGGCGAAGCCGACAAAAAAUCAGCCGCCACUUCGGCCACAGCCAACCAAAAUGGCGAUCAGCCUGGAUGCAGAGACGGUGUAAUGCCCGAACAAGAAGCCACAGAACGGCGAAGGAGCGUGCUGGCGGACGGCCGGGGCUCCAGCAGCUCUCCCUUGUCGGCGUCGAAAUCGAGCGAAGAGUUGCCACGGAAAAACUUCCAGAUUCCGAGGAAGACGAGAGAACGGAAAGGUCUGUACCAGUUUUUGCCCCCCGAAAGUCGGGAGUUCGAGGACCUUGUGAAACUCAUCUCUUCCUUUUACUUGGACGCAUCAUCCCGCGGAACCUUCUCCUACUGUAAGGCCAGGCUGAUUCACAACGAGCUGCUUGAGAAGGAGUUCAUUGAGAAGAGGCGAGAAAUGAAGCAGGAGGGGCGAGCUGAACAAGAGCUUGCGGAGUCGUACUGCUUCCUUUUUCCAGACAAAUCAAAGCUCCAGUGGAUCUGUGAGAAGGGGCUGUCAGUAGGACACUGCAGGAUUACAACAUUAGGAAAUCCAUCAGUGGGUGUUUAUCUCUCUAAAUACUCAGAUUUAUUACAAAUAAAUCCCUUCGAAGUCGGUUCGUUUGGAGAUAUGAUCAUCUUUAAAGUUAUGAGGGGGCGAAUAAAGCACAUACACGAGAACAUGCCUAAGAACGCCAUCGAAUCUUCACCUAAGUUCGACUGUCACUUGUCCAAAAGUGCCAACAGGGUCACAUCUUUGCUGUCAUAUAGAGCUUUUGAGCUCACGCAGCAAUAUUUUUUCGAGUUUGCAUUCGAUGAGAUAAAAGCGCGGCCCAGGCAUGUGUGCCCCUACGCCGUGGUUUCCUUUCAGUACAAAGGCAAGGAGGUUGCAGCAUCUCCUAUGACUGCACACAGGUUCAACACUAUUUCCCCUGAAGGAAGUAGAGGAAAGAGCUGCUACACUGUGUGGAGCGGCCCACUGGUGAACAAGGGCCAGGAGUUAUUCCCAGUCUGUUUGCGGUCCUUUUCACGUCCCUACCUUCCUUUCAAGCUGCGUGAGAAGUUAGAAAUGAAUCAAGGCAUGCAGCUGGACCAGGUGAAGAGGAAGAUUCCCCCUUUUUUGUUUUCCUGGGACACCUACAGCAUAUCACGGGAAGUGAUGAAGUGUGGGAUGUCCUGCAGCCUGUUUGAGGUGGUGGAAGGAAAAGGUAAAGCAACCAGCGGCAGCCUGGCAGCACUGAUCAACAAACUGGAGAGGGACCGAAUGGUGCUGGUGAAGUCCUUGUUUGACAAGGGUUUCCUCUUCCUGCUGUCCUCAGCUCAGAUGCUCGAGUCAAAAGAUCGGCGGGGGCGGAUGGAGAAGAAGCUACAAGCAUUAUUCAUCUUUCAGGAGCCGAGGAUGGUUGUCAAGUACUCUUCGAGAGUGUUGGAGCCAGAGACACUGACGGUGGAGCCCCAGCCGACUUUCCUGUCCUCUAUGGAGCCUUUUAUUCCUGCACUACAUUAUGCCUUGUUUAAGCUGCGUCCUAACCCGGGCAAGGAGCUGAGUCUUGGGGUGGAACGCCAAUCCACAGAUUACCUAACGCGCAUGGACUCGGGAACGGUGCGGCCUUUCGUUCUGCCCGACUACAAGAACAGUUUUGACGAAAGGGCGAGCACUCAUUCGGUGCCUAGACCCAAAUUUAACAUGGACUCAGUGCUACGGUCUUACGUCCACAACUCUGCUAACUACGUUUUACCUCUGGGCAAGGCACGGGACAUAAUGGAACGAAUAAGGAACCCUGCCCCCAUACCUCCAUCCGCACCUGUUCCUGUUUGUGCUCCUCUUUCUGCCCCAGUGGAAUACAGCCCUGUUUCUGACUGGGGGGGCUCAGACAGAGGCUCGGACAGAGCAGAAAGGGUCUCUCUCGACAGGCUCGCCCAGGAGACAGCACCUCCUGAAAGCAGCAAACGAAGGCAAGACCUGGCGCAUUCAAACGGCGCCCAGCUGCAGCCCAAGUCCCACAUCGACCCCCAGCCUCAGAAGGCACGGCUGUCCCAGAGCGAGUACGAUCAAGACAAGAUGAAACAGCUGCUUAAGCUGAUCCAGCUACAUAAGAAAACCCUGGUUCAGGAUCCUGGGAAGGAUCGGGGAGAGGAUGGAAGCUGGGACGCCAACAGCCUGAAAAGGAAAUUUGAAGGCGACGUUGGGGGAGGCAUGAACAAACACCAACGCACAGAUCAUCUGAGCAAUGGGGAACCCAGUAGAGCAGGCCAGACGGAGAGCGUUGGAGACGAGGCUGGCCAGAGAGACAGCUUGACAGCAGUGAUGGAAAGCAUGGGCAUCUACGACACGGACCUGAGGAACCGUGGCGGCACUGACCCCUCGACAGCCGGUGAGACCCAGCGCCUCCUCAAAAUCCUCCUGGCCACGCUCAACAAAGCCAUGGCUCAAAGCUCCAUGUCUGUGCUGGCAAACCACGGCGAAUCGUCAACCAGUUCGGGAAUGAUGGACUCCAUCUUCUCCGACUCAGCUGCUGGGAUGCAAAUUGAGACGGCUCCACAGACAAAUUACACAGAGGAGGACAUGGACUGUAGUCCUGGGAGUCCAUUCAGCAUGGGUUCCCCACCGCAGGCAGCACAGCCCUCAGAUAUCAUAUCUGGGGAUAUUCCUGUCUUUGAAGACAAAGCUCAGCCUCUUGCUGAGUCCAAGCCGGAACCAGAGCCCUCCCCGGCGGAAGAAACCAGCCAAGAACCCGGGACGCCUGCUGCUUUGGAAGUAAAAAAUCCUGCUGCUUUAAUGGUUGGAGAUGAAGUUCCCUUCCGGCCCUCCAUCAGCCUGGACACUAUAGUAAACCAGGAGAUCCACAGCCUCGCCUCUGACAUUAAAAAUAUCAUGCAGACUCAGCGCAUCAGCUAUACCUCGCAGCCUUCCCCACGGCUGUCCCUACAUCACUGCUGGCUGCCCAGCAGCUGCUUCUCAGACUAUGUUGUUCCCUACGCCCCCCCUGUCUCUGUCGAGGGGCACGUCGAAGCACUAUGCGAAAAGAUGGACAAGUUGAUCCCCGCUCCACCUGCUUCCCCCAAGGCCACCUCUCCACCUCCCCCUGUGACAACAUCUAGUCUUACAGCCCCACCCCCUGCGACCAUCCAGGCUUCCAAAACUAAAGCAGAACCCGUUGUUUCAAAGACCGCCGCUUCCUCUGACGGUGGUAAAACGAGCUGCAGCAGCAAUGAGACAACAUCUGUCAAGGCUAAAAUGGAAGCGUCAUCGCCAGAACCCGGGGGAGGGCUUUAUUCUCCCUCUCAUGCCACGGCAAACUCUCCAGAACUAAACUCCCGGUUGGCCUGUGCUGCUCCCAACGGCGGGUCAAACCUGCUCACCGGAAGCCUCAUCGGGCAGCUAAAACCCGAGGUUUUUACCAGCUUAGUGGAGAUCUUCAAGGACGUCACUAAGAAUACGGUUAAAUUUUACAUUUACUCUGGGGAAGAAGGCGAGGACAGCGCUGUUUGCAAGGAGAUUAAGGAGUACUUGAAAAGUCUCGGCAACAGUGAAUGCAGCCCUCAGACAUUUCUAGAAAACAGUGGAAGCUUGGAUAAGCUCCUCAUCAUCAUCAGGAACGAGGACAUCGCUGCACAUGUGCACAAGAUUCCAGCUCUGGUGUCCCUGAAGAAGCUGCCCUCAGUAAGCUUUGCUGGAGUGGACUCUCUGGACGAUGUCAAAAACCACACGUACAACGAGCUGUUUGUGUCCGGAGGCUUCAUGGUGUCUGACGAGUUCGUCCUCAACCCUGAUCUCAUCACACAGGAUCGUUUGCAGGGGCUGCUCAAGUUCUUGGAGGAACAGAGCACACCUGAACAUCCCUGGCAAUGGAAGGUCCACUGCAAGUCCCAGAAGAAGCUUAAAGAACUGGGCAGGUUAAAUGCCAACGCUAUGGGGCUCUUGAACCUUUUAGCAACUUACCAGAAGAAACACCUGGUGGAGUUUCUCCCGUAUCACGAGUGUGACAACCAGUCGCGUCAAGCUCCGGAUCUGGAAUGCCUGAUCAAGCUUCAAGCUCAGCACACACAGCAGCGGCACCUUAUCUUCCUUACAGAGAGGCCAUUUGAAAUGUUCCUGCAGUACUCUAGAAACGGAAUAGUGAUCGCGAGCAUUGACGAUGUUAUGAGCGGUUUUCACAGUCUGAUUGGAUCCAUUAAUCAAAAUGAGCUUCCUACACCACCUUCCACUGUAGUGAAUGAUGAGUGUGUGGAGGUUGAGGACAUGUCAUUAGACUCCGAUGAUGGUGAGCCACCAACCAUGUCAGAUCCCCUAGAACAGGUGGAGGCUCAGUUGAAUCAGCCUGAGCUGCUACCAUCCUCGGAGAAAGAAGACUUUCGCCCACCGCUCCCAGACCUGCAGGCUACCCCUGAUAGAACGUCAACGCUGGCUGAAUGCAGUGCUCUCAAAACGGCCAUCUCCCAGUUCAAAGCCACCAACCAGAUUGGUUUGGCCUGCUCAGACAUCGGCAGCUUGUCACCAGGAGGUUUUCCCGUAAAUACCCACCAGAGUUUUCUGUGCCCUUCUGCCUCCUGGUCGUCCUACAGCGGCUCCUCCAGCUAUGUGGCGUCUCCUGCGUAUCCCGCCUCGCCCUGCAGCAGCACCCAGGAACACGAAUACCGCCCCUCGACCACCACCGCUCCUGCACUUCCAACUCCGCCCGUCAUGGCUGUGGUGGGACCUUUAGCAAACCUGGCUUCCCUACCCUUAGAGGUCAAACCUCCCCCUCCACCUCCCUUUAUGAUGCAGGGACAGACGUAUGGGUCAGACACCGGAGGAGCAGUGUCAGCUGGAGGCUCUCCGCUCGUCAGCGCCCUACCUUACAAAGACCACAGUGACAUAGGGGGCAUUCCUAAAAGUGCUGGUGGGACCCCCACACAGCACGACAGGACACUCAGCGGAUCUAGGGAAAGUGUUUGGGGUGUGACAGGGACGAGCACUUGUGAGACUGCUUGCAGCCAGGGUUCAGUAACGUCUAGGUCAGUGGAUCCCAGCACUGUUCCUAAAAAAGGUGAAAUCCCUGAGAGCAGCACCCAGGGGUGCAGGACUCAGGGAAAUGGUGUUGAAAGCCUUGGAACUCCUGUGGUCAUUCCCCCAGUGUCCACCAGAGGGGGCUCUAUACCCAGACCUAUACUGCUUCCACAUCCAGUGGGGGGUAUGGGUUAUGGCAGUAUAGGUGGCAUUCCUGGACAUAUGGACCAUAGGCCAAUGCGGGGGGCUUUGGUUCCUGGUUCUUUAGGGAACUUCAGAGGCAGAGGAGUCUCUCCAGUAGGAGUCUGGCCUCGGGCAGGUCGAGGACAGGAACUGGGAGAUGGGACUGGAGGUGGGCCCUGCUCUUGGGUUUACCCAUCAGGUAGGGGUGGGCCACAGAAUUACUACACAGACUACACAUACUCGCAUAAUUAUGCCCCUGAAUAGACAAUCAUCAUGAUGAAAGGGGCAAUGCAAACAGCAUAAACCAGAGACAGAACUGGCUGAAUGUAUAUAUUUCCUUGUCAUAAAAGCAUUGAUUUAAAUCGGUAAAUAUGGAUUCUGGUUUUCUACAUUAAUAAAAGUAGAUACAGGCAGUGCCGGGUGUCCUACUGUCGUGAAAACUGUCUGUACACUCUUUCCGUGUGAUCUAUUUGAGACCCUGUUCAAACCACUAUAUUUAUAUUUGCCAACAAAUGUUUAUGGCCUUCCAGCUUCUCAGAAUUUACCACACUAUUUCUGUUUGUUCUGGUUUUGAAACGGUUCGUGAACAAAGGGGGAAACGGCUGAUAUUUUUUUAAGGAAAAACAAAACCAAGUGAAUGAAAUUUCGUUUUUGCUGUUGGGUUUUUUUUAUUUUUUUUUAUUUUACAUAUUUGUUUGUCCAGAAUUCUAUUAAAAAUAAUACAUUUCAAAUCCUGUUUGUGUGAUUGGUUUGCCAGUGUCAAUCAAACCAUUAAAAAAAGGAAAAAUAA